Messenger RNA from Knipowitschia caucasica, 411 nucleotides. The record is from the annotation of a GenBank genome assembly. NCBI's taxonomy places the organism in Eukaryota, Metazoa, Chordata, Actinopteri, Gobiiformes, Gobiidae.
AUGGCUGUGAACACGGGCACUUCCCUGGUGCUGUCCAGUCUGCUGUGUGUGCUGGUGUUUGCUGGGAUGCAGAUGUUCAGUAAACAGCUGGGCUCCACAGAGUGGCUCACAAUUCUGGGAGGGUUCCUCGGUUCAGUCCUCUUCAUCUGCUCCCUCACUGCAUUUAAUAACCUUGAAAAUCUUUUCUUUGGAAAAGGAUUUCAAGCCAAAAUCUUUCCAGAGAUUUUGGUGUGUUUGUGUCUCUCCCUGUUUGCCUCUGGUCUGGUUCACCGCGUUUGUGUUACUACUUGCCUGCUGUUUUCCCUGUUUGCGCUGUACUACAUCAACAAAGUGUCUGCGGCCCUGUACCAAGCAGCUGCCCCCACGAUGAUACCGGCUAAAGCUGCGAGCAAGAGCAAGAGGAAGAACUGA